UUUCAUUGCUUGGAUUCCGUAGCAGCAGCAGCAGAAGCAGCAGCAGCACCAGAAGGAGCAGCAGACUCAGCAGCAGCAGCAGCAGCAGUAGCAACAGCAGCAGCAGCAGCAGCAGUAGCAACAGCAGCAGCAGCAGCAGCUGAAGGAGCAGCAGCAGCAGCAGCAGCAACAGCGGCAGCAGCAGCAGUGGCAGCAGCAGCAGCGGCAGCAGCAGCAACAGCAACAGCAGCAGCAGCAGCAGCAGAAGGAGCAGCAGCAGCAGCAGCAGCAACAGCAGCAGAGCAGCAGCAAUAGCAGCAGCAGCAGGUGCAGCAGCAGC
Closterium sp. NIES-67 is the source of this 319-nucleotide messenger RNA. NCBI's taxonomy places the organism in Eukaryota, Viridiplantae, Streptophyta, Zygnematophyceae, Desmidiales, Closteriaceae. The record is from the annotation of a GenBank genome assembly.